This is a messenger RNA of Anopheles coluzzii, 1297 nucleotides long. RefSeq lists its product as uncharacterized. Lineage: Eukaryota; Metazoa; Arthropoda; Insecta; Diptera; Culicidae. Gene Ontology annotation, molecular function: protein binding. The coding region runs from base 71 to 1207 and encodes 378 amino acids. The record is from RefSeq and is a predicted model, not a curated record. The transcript has 2 exons.
CUUUCAGUCACGAUAAGGGAUCAGUACAGCGCACCAGCUUGUGAUCGGAAUCGGUCCAAUCGUUCUUGAAAUGAUCGGUUUCACUCCAUUGCCCUUUUUACUGUUCAUCUCUCUUCUAGCGAUCCCACCUUCUCCAGCCAGCAGCAGCAGCAGAAAUGCGAUCGAAUGCUCCCGUGUGCAGCCCAACUCCACCUGCUUCAUCGAGGGCGUCGCCUUUGAAUCCACCGCCGACGAGUACCUAACCAUCUUCCCCCCGGCAACGCACAUAAUUAUGCAGGCGAGUGAAAUUCUACACUUCGCGCCCCAUCUGUUCGAUGCACUGCCCGGAACGGUCUUCCUAACGCUGAAGGGCAGCAUCAUUCCGGCGCUUACCUUCCGUUCGGACGAGCUGCGCUCCCUUCGCAUCGACGCCACCGAGCUGCGGGAGCUGGCCGUCGCUCCGCUCGUCAAUCGACACCUCAACACGCUCAUCAUCACCGGAAACCCGCUGUCGGUCAUUCCACCCACCGUGCGCUACCUGACCGGGCUGUCCAUGCUCGACCUGUCCAACAAUCGGCUGCAGCACGUGCAGCUCGGCUGGUUCGAACCGAUGGCCGGCCUGCUGGUGCUCGACCUUUCGGGCAAUCGGAUCACACGGCUCGACGUUCACGCGUCCCUGCGGCUGGUGCGGCUGGAAAACUUCUGGACCAACCACAACCAGCUGCGGCGGAUUGAGUUUUUCCCUCGCUUUGCACCGGCCCUGCGCCGGGUACGGCUGGUGGAGAACUAUUGGGCGUGCGAGUGGGUGGCGCAGGUGCGGGAAUUGAUUUGGGCCAACCAAAUCCAAGUGCACGGUGCAGAGCAUGCGUGUCCGGAGGCGCAAGAUGGAGGGCUAUGCUGUUACGAGGGUCAACAGCCGUUUAAUGAGCUAGACAGUGGUUUGGAGCAGGAGGCGAAUGGUGACGAUGAACGAAGACAGUUUGGGAAGACAUACGCACGUGUGGAAGGUUAUCUGCAGCCGCCGGACCAAAACCACCGGGACAGACAGCCGGGCAGAGCGUGCAACGUGCUGGAGCAGAAGUAUCGCACGCUGGUCGAUGAGAAGGAACUGCUGGAAAGGCGUUUCAUCAACACGGUACGGGAGCUCGAGCGGACUGUGAGACGUUUGACGGCCGAGCUGACCGAAGCACAGGACAGGCUGCGCACGCAGCACGUUCGUUUAGCAUGAUUAGGUUAGUGUAUGGUUACCCGUGUUACGAUAAGUCUACAAAAAGUACCAGCCAACACCCCCACUAAAUAAAUGCACCACAACCACAUA